AUGUUUGCUCGGCUUUUUGUUACGGUCGCUUUCUUUGGGGUUACGGUCGCGCUCACGUGUGAUGCGCCGUUAGGACCUUGUGGUGAUGGAUGCAACAGCGGCGACUUGGUUUGCAUCAAUAACGCUGAUUGUUGUCAUUUGCGGGAUGUGCAUGGAGGUGAGCCGGAUCCAGAUCCGGACUGCAAAGACAAGAUCAACCCGCAAACCCAUGUUUCCGAUUGUCCAAAAAUGGCAAACUACUGCAAUAAUCCGGCCUACCACGACGUGAUGGAAGACCAAUGCCCGAAAACCUGUGGAUAUUGCGGUGGUCCGGGACCAGCCCCUAAUACCUGCCAGGACCUGAUCAACCCGAAAACCGGAUACUCGGACUGUCCACAACGAAAGGCCUACUGUGACAACCCGCUGAUGACCGAGCAGUGCCCACGCACCUGCAACCGCUGCCCACAA
Messenger RNA from Mesorhabditis spiculigera, 447 nucleotides. NCBI's taxonomy places the organism in Eukaryota, Metazoa, Nematoda, Chromadorea, Rhabditida, Rhabditidae. The record is from the annotation of a GenBank genome assembly.